UCGGACGACUGUCCUGACCGUGGACAACUCGCUGUCGCUGGCCAGGUUCCUGUUUACGAUGCCAAUGGAACCUCGCGACUCUUCAGCACUUUCUUCACAGGUCUGGAUGCCAUUGGCGACAGACAGUUCAUCAUCUUUGUGCGACACUUCUUCUGCGGCGCCUGUCAAGCUUACAUGAAGGCCAUUGCCGAGGCCAUCACCAUGCAGGCUUACUACACCAUGGCCGUUCCCACAAACAUCAUCGUCAUUGGCUGUGGCUCACCAUCCAUGAUUCCCUUCUACAAGCAAGCCACUGGCUGUCCCUUCCCCAUCUUCGCCGACCCUUCGCGCAAACUCUACAAGGCUCUAGGCAUGACCCUCACCCUGAACCUAGCCGGACCGAAGAGACCAGAAUACAUGAAGGACAUCUCUUUCAACCAAUGGCAACUGAAACAAUGGACCAACAUGGCCAAGGCAAAGGGUACCACCAAAUUCAAGGGUGGUAACUUGCUCCAGAUUGGCGGCGAGUUCUUGUUUCAAGACGGCCAGGUCGUCUGGUGCCAUCGCAUGAAGAAUAUGCGUGGCCACGCCGAGGUCUCUGUCGUCAAGCGCAUCUUGGAGCUGGAA
Messenger RNA from Aureobasidium namibiae CBS 147.97, 606 nucleotides. RefSeq lists its product as uncharacterized. The transcript has 2 exons. The record is from RefSeq and is a predicted model, not a curated record. The annotation marks the transcript as partial. Lineage: Eukaryota; Fungi; Ascomycota; Dothideomycetes; Dothideales; Saccotheciaceae.